This is a messenger RNA of Aureobasidium melanogenum CBS 110374, 1578 nucleotides long. RefSeq names its product MFS general substrate transporter. Bases 1 to 1578 code for a protein of 525 amino acids. NCBI's taxonomy places the organism in Eukaryota, Fungi, Ascomycota, Dothideomycetes, Dothideales, Saccotheciaceae. Gene Ontology annotation, biological process: transmembrane transport. Gene Ontology annotation, molecular function: transmembrane transporter activity. The transcript is spliced from 5 exons. The record is from RefSeq and is a predicted model, not a curated record.
AUGGAGCCAUCACAGAAGUUGCAAUCAGCGACGGAACCAUAUGAGACCGAUGUGAAGGAGGUGCACGAGAUCACCUGGAGUUCAGCAAGCUCUUCGCAUACUUCGCUCGAUUGCUCGCACUCGGAAUGCUUCGAUCCGGACUACGAGAUCAAAUGGGAAGAGAACGAUAUCGAGAAUCCUAAGAAUUGGUCAUUGCACAACGUAAGUCUCUCGGCAGCGAUGAUCAUGGCCGGCACUAACACACCGGAUAGUGUCUUAUACUCGUCCGCAUAUACUUCAGGCAUUUCAGGCGCACACGGCAUGACUGUCGAGUUUGCCGUGCCUAACUCAACGAUAUCCCUUCUCGGCUUGACAACAUACCUCUUCGGUAUGGCUGCUGGAAGCAUGAUCUGGGCUCCGCUAAGCGAAAUGUUUGGCCGUCGUCCGGUUUAUAUCUCGACAUUAUUCGCGUUCAUGUUCUUCAUCUUCCCUUGCGCCAUUGCGAAAAACGUAUCGACUGUAAUCGUAUGCCGUUUCUUCGCUGCAAUGGUCGGUUGCUCGGUCGUAUCGAACUCGCCCGGAACAAUCAACGAUGUCUCAACAGACAAGCACAGGGCUUUGACCUUCAGUGUCUGGUGUGCAGGCUUGAUGAAUGGGCCCGUCCUCGGUCCGCUUAUCGGUGGCUUCGUAUUUGACAACCUAGGAUGGCGGUGGAUUCACUGGAUCACCUUGAUUUUGGCUGGAGUAUCUUUUCUGUUGAUGGCAACGGUGCCAGAAACAUACGGUCCAGCUCUUCUCAGGCGUCGUGCGGAGAAGACGAGAAAGCAAACCGGUGACAAUCAGUGGUGGAGUAAGCAUGAUGAGAAGCGACCAUUCUGGCCUCUACUUAGAGCAUCGCUUUGGAGACCCAUUUAUCUCACUGCCUCUGAGCCUAUCCUCUGGUUUUGGGAUCUGUACUUCUUGAUCGUCUAUGCGAUGAAUUAUCUGACCUUCGUCAUCUACCCAAGAGUAUUUGUGGGACUCCGUGGAUGGUCGAUUGGCCACACUGGACUCUCAUACCUUGGUAUUGGUCUGGGAAAUUUGUUGAUCAUCGUUUGCGAACCACUCCUUAGGAGGAUGAUUCAACGAAGGAAGCUAGAUUCCAAUGGUAAGCCGACUCCUGAGUCGCCAGUGUUCGUCGUAUGCAUCGGCGCGAUCCUGGUGCCGAUUGGCGGCUUGAUGUUCGCCUGGACCUGUACACCGAAUGUGCAUUUCAUUUGGCCCAUCCUGUCUGGCGUGCCAUUUGGAGCAGGUACAACAGCAACCUUCAUCUAUGGAUCCAACUACAUCGGACGCAGUUAUGGGAUGUAUGCAGCGUCGGCCAUGGCUGGUAACGUGUUGACUCGCACUAUUGCAGGCGGUACGCUGCCGUUAGCUGGUCCUGCCAUGUGGAAUGCUCUCGGACCACACUGGCAAGGAACACUGUUGGGACUCUUGGAAGUCCUCAUCAUCCCUAUUCCGUUUGUGUUCUACAAGUACGGUCAUCUGAUCCGACUGAAAUCGAAGUUCAUCGUCAGGAUGGAGCAAGAAGCCAACGGUGGAGAAAAGGGAGGGGCAUAG